This is a messenger RNA of Penicillium atrosanguineum, 1245 nucleotides long. RefSeq lists its product as uncharacterized. The transcript has a single exon. Lineage: Eukaryota; Fungi; Ascomycota; Eurotiomycetes; Eurotiales; Aspergillaceae. The coding region runs from base 1 to 1245 and encodes 414 amino acids. Gene Ontology annotation, molecular function: DNA-binding transcription factor activity, RNA polymerase II-specific. Gene Ontology annotation, biological process: regulation of transcription by RNA polymerase II. The record is from RefSeq and is a predicted model, not a curated record.
AUGCCUGGUGCCCGGGCACCUAAUCUUGAUCUCAAGUCCAGCGCUUUAAACCUGCAUGACCUAAACCUCCUCCAGCAUUACAUUCUGCAUACCUCAAAGAACUUCAGUCUCAAUUCUCGCAAGAGCUUUAUAUGGGAGCGGAUCAUUCCCGAGAUCGCUGCCAAGAACGUCUUUCUUAUGCACUUGCUCCUCGCAGUAUCUGGCCUGAAUUUGUUGACAGCUCAAACCCCUGACAAGCGAACCUCUUUGACCUUAGACUCAACCGAACUUCGAACUCUGGUCGAGCAUCAUCAAAAGGGGUUACAGGGCCUCCAAGAAAGAUUAGCCUCUAUCGAGGAGACAAAUGCGGAGGUGUUAUUUGCUGGUUCGAUGUUGAUCGUUGCCUUUGCAUUUGGUUCGCUCCGAGCUCAGAACUUGGAGUUUCUUGCUCAGCCAUCCCAAAAUACCUCUCCUAGAGACUAUACUUUUCCGGGCCAUUCAAGUUCCUUCGGAAAGCCCCAUAUACAAUGGCUGCGACUGGUACGCGGUGUCAGCUCCAUUGCCAGGCAUUCUUGGAAGGCCCUCAAAAUAAGUCGAUUGAGACCACUGUUAUUAUUCAGCAAUUCCAACGAAGACUGGAGGCUACUAGGUCCUGGUCCGCUACCGACCAGCGUGUCACCUGGGUGUGCGCGAUCGGAAAAGCUUUCGUUAUUUGCAACAGGUGCCACUCGGGCCAUUUUGGGCUUGCGAAUUUUUUGGAGGACUCUUAAAGUCGCGAGACUUGAUACCGAUAGCCUAGCUCCAUCGCCGACGUCAAGCACCAGCCCCGAUAUCAACGGAGAUCCCGAGAGAGAUGAAUUUUUUACAAGCCAAGAGCAGGCAAUUUCGGUUGUUGAGCAGAUGUAUCAACGGAUCAUCUAUGUGCUCCAGCUAGAACGAAUCGAGCCUUGUUCAUCAACUCGUGACAUUCAAGCCGAACUAGAAGAUGCGGCUAUUACUUCUUGGCCACAUUUACUUCCUGAAACUUUCGUCUCGUCAUUGGACUCGGAAGGUAGUCCAGACAUACCUACCGGACUAUCCUUUAUCAUUCUUGCGCAUCUAUACUUGCUUCUUACACUACUACAUGAGCUCUGGUACCUUGGUGAAAACUUCGCCGUGGAAAUAAGAAAGAUCCAUAAAUUGGUAGCGGAUCUCGGCGAUCCCGAAUUAUUUAGUUUGAUGGAAUGGCCGAUGAACGUCGUGAACUCUAAAUCGGAUGGAUCUUGA